ACCUCUACUCUCCUCCCAAUUAGCUUCCUUUCUGUUUCCUGUCUGUCAGCUGUACUAAACAUUACCUGACACAUUAUCGCUCACAGAGAUGGUUCAGGGUUCCAGAUGCUAAUAUCUUCAGAGGGUUGCUGUGGAAGUGCUUUUUCUUUUCUUUUAAUCCAAAGUAGGAUUGGGCUUUUUUCCAAACCACUGGUAUGCAGUGUUCAGAGCACGGAUUCCAGAGCCAUGCUUUGUCUGUCACUUUGCUCUCAGUUUGUUCGCUUUUGCUAAGUGGUUUCUCAAAUUUGCCAGAAAAUAUAGCAGCAGCUCCAAAGGCAGACUAAUCUCACUCAGUGUUUGAGUGUUUGUUGUAAUAAUGGUACACACCCAACAUUUGCUACAUUCUGGUCUAUUAAACCUGGUACAGCCACCCAUAUAUUUCUAUACUCGUUUGUUGGGCUGUGUCUCUCACAUUGUUUUACGUUACUGUAUUCACUGUGAUGAACUAAAUAUCAAAACCCUACCCCAAUGCACGGUUUGAACAACAAGACCAACUUGCUUGUGACUCAUUAAGUGUAGCAAUAGAAUUUUUCCACUUUGUUUAGAGAGGAAGAUUUGGGAACCUGGUCUGUGUGUAGCUGCUGCGUAUGGCAGAUGCUGAUGCAAACAAAGUUUUUAUACCUGCUGUAAUACAAGCAAAGCUAAAUCUAUUGGAGUAUGCAAAUGUUAUAUGUUCACACUAAAAGCCUCGAGCAUUAAACACACUGGCUGAACCUCCUUUUUUAAGUUUAGUAACAGGUGAUUUGCAAAAUCUUUAAAUGUUAAACUUGACUUUUUGGCCAUCUGUUUUAGCAAACUGACUCAGCUAAUCUGAAACACUUCAGUUUGUCCCGUCUCUACCUUUGAAUACACUCCAACCUCAGCAUCUUGGAUUGCAGCUGCUGAUUUUAUUCCUUGUUCUGCUCUGCAGCCUUCAUGAGGGUCGUGCAGAUUCAGGUAAAGCGACCCUCGUGCUCACAGCAGAGCUCAAGACUAGAACAGAAUCCACUGACCCCAGCUGCUAUCAAGGGUGGUAGAUUUGGAGAAUCCUCUGACAUGAUAUUGAGGACAACCACAACAGCAACAUGGCCACCAACCAGUUGCAUCCAUAAAGAAACUCCAGGAACAGAAUGACUCUCAUCAGGUCAGCAGAGCCAAAAUGGCGGAGGGGAUGGCUUUAGCGCUGGAGAAAAAAGAUCAGGAGUGGAUGGAGAAAAUGGCCAAUUCAGACAAAGAGAAGGCUGCCCUGUCAGCUCGGCUAGAGGAGAUGAUGGAACAAAGCUUAGCACUCUUUCAAAAAAGGGACGACCUGGAUGAACUGGAGGGCUUUCAGCAGCAGGAGCUCGCUAAAGUUAAACACAUGUUGCUGAGGAAGGAAGAACUGCUGAGCCAGCAAGAGCGGGAACUUCAGCAUAAGGAGGCUGACAUUCAGUCGGCAAAGCGAGGGCUGGCCGAGGCUCGGGGGAAGCUCCAGACUCUGGAACGGCAGCACGAGGAGAGCUGCAGACUCAACUCUGAGCUGGAGAUAGAGCGAGAAGAGCUGCUGCUGCUCAGAGAGGAGGCUGACAAGAAGGUCGGCGAGCUAGAGGGACGAUGCCAGGAGCUGCAGUCAGUCAUCCAGCAGGUCUCUGAAGACUUCCAGAAGUCACAGAGUAUGGUUUCCACGUUGGAGAAGUCCCUCCAUGAAUUACAGACAGAACAUGAUGCUCUGAAGCUGCAGCAGCAAAAGGCGGCUGUGACGGUGGAGGACAAGGAGCGCUUGUUGGUGGAGCUUCAGAAGAAGGCAACAUCGUUGGAGAGACGACUGCAGGGGAACCUGAGCCAGGAUGAGCACCUACAGGAGCUGCUGCAGGAGAAGUCUAGUCUGGAGCAAAGUCUGGACGGGACGAGAGCAGAGCUGCUGGCUGUCCGGACAGACCACGCUGAUGCCGUCAGCUCUCUGGAGGCUCAGGUGUCGAGGAUGAGUGUCACUAUUACUGAGCUGCAGACUCUUCUGCGACACAAAGACGACUCGUCCAGGGCCUACAGAGAGAGGACAGACACACAAAUUGCUCAGCUGGAGCAGCAGGUUGUAGAGAGCAGUGAGAGGCUGAGCAGUGCACAGCAGCAGAUCGCAGAGAAGCAGCAGAACAUGGAGAAACUGGAGGGAGAGCGGAGUGCAGAGAAAGCCUUUCUGGACCAGCAGCUGUCUUUGUUGGAGCAGCAGAGUCGGGAGAAGAUGAGCCGACUGGAGGACUGUGUCGCCUCUUUACAGAAGGACAAACAGACACUACAGACCCGGCUGGCUGAUCUGGACAAGCAGAUGAAUGAGGUGGACUCUGCUCUGAAGCAGCGGACAGAGGAACUGGAGCAGUGCAGGGUGGAGCUAAACAGCCGACAGACGCUGAGCACAGAAAUCGCCAAAGCUCUGGAAGAAACCAGACGACAGAAGGAGGGCCUGCAAACACAGGUUGCAGAGCUGAGUGCGGCUCUACAGAGCUCACAGCAGGAAGUGACCGCUGUCACUGAGAAGCUAGCACUCAGAGAGGAGGACAUCAGAUCCCUGCAGAAUGAGGUGCAGGGGCGACAGGCAUCCCUGGUGGAGGUGCAGGAGGAGGCUGAGCGGCUGAGAGCCCAGCUGGAGCAGGUGCAGCUGGACAAAGACUCCCAGGUCACCAGCCUGAAGGAGGAGCUGCUCACACAGACUCAGCAGCUGGACAGCUGCCAGGCUCGGAUCUCCUACCUGGAAGUGGAGGUGGAAACCCUGACCGAGCAGCUCCACAGUCAUAGUGUAGUCUGUGAGGAGGAUCAGAACGGCAGCGUGACCGUGGAUGACCUGGAUCACAUCCAGAAAGUCAACAGAGAGCUGGAGCAAGAGCUCAGCGACAAGAACAGGACCAUAAAGCAGCUGCAGCAGAGACUGGCAGAACUGAAGAGGACUUUGCAGAAAGAACUGAAAUUAAAACCUGAGUCAGAAGCUGAAGGGAGGGAGAAGCUACCUGAAAGCAGAGCAGAAAAACCGGAGAGGGUUUGUCCUGACCCUGCACCUGCAUCCACCCCGAGUCCCCCGACCUCCAACACCACAGUGACCAACACCUCGGACCUCAAUGACUCAAGAGAAAUUAAUUUUGAGUAUCUCAAGCACGUCGUCCUCAAGUUCAUGUCAUCCAGAGAGGCAGAGGCAUACCAGCUGAUAAGAGCUGUAUCUGUGCUGCUGAACUUCACUCGAGAAGAAGAGGACAUGCUGAAGCAAACUCUGGAGUACAAGAUGUCCUGGUUUGGAUCGAAGCCUUCUCCAAAGGGAAUCGUCCGCCCUUCUAUCUCAGGAUCAGCUCAUUGGAGCUGAUUUUACAGCAGAAAGAGCUGAAGUGAUGGAGAGACUGAGAAAAAGACAGAGCACCUCCUUCCUGUCUAGCUCCCAUCACUGAGCAGGACUCCAGCCUCCCAGUUUUUCCCUGGCUCUGUGGGAGGUACUGAUGUGAGGACAGAGGGGCUGCGCAUCAUCAUUUAGGGACGAAGGCUUACUCAUAAUCAGUGGUGAUUUUUAAAAUGACGUUUUUGAUUUUUCUUCAAUCAUAUGACACUAAUCUGAUGGGUUUUUGUCAGCAAAAAGUGAGUUACUAUGUGAGACAUCACACAGGAGUAACGCUCUGUUGUUUUUGGGGUUAACUUGUUGUUUAUCACUUCAUUUUAAAUCAGAGGGCUUAUUUAAUGAAAACGGGUCAUUUUACUGACCCGUACAGUUGGCUUUAGUAUCAAUGAGUCUAUUUAAUGGUAUAUAAAUGGUUCACACUGGUGUCAGAGGACCAGCUGUUCUCACAUUGAAGAAUGCUGCAUUGGAAUCUGAAAGUCUUCUGUGGGUCACACAAACCUUUGAUUACAUCUUUAAUCAACACAGUGUCGUUCGUCCCCGAGCAGAGCAAACCUGGGCCCAGGUGUUUGGGUUCAAUGGAUUCAUUUUGCUUCUCCUGCUGUCGAUCCUCCAUUAAUAGUUCUUCUUCCAUUUCUCUGCCACUGAUGAGGUUUUCGGUCAACUGAGUCACCCAGAGACCGAGAGAAAUAAAACCCAACCAGUUCAAAAAUUGGUCAAUAUAGAAAUCUCUCUAAUUAAUCAAUACUUUUAUUUUAUUUAUUUUUAAUUUGAUUUUAAUAAUUUGUUGAACAUUUUUAAUGACAAACUUUAAAGGUGAAUUAAAUGACCUGUGGUCCACCUGCAGUACCUGCUUUGCUGUCUAGGCUGCAACUAACCACACUCUGGGACGCAACAAUCAAAGAAAUCAAGGCUGUGAUUAAUGUCCAAUAUGAUCAUCAUAAUCCAACAUUUUCCUAAUAGAUGGCAAUGCUGACCUUUCUCCAGCUUCCAUGCAUGUUGAACUGUAGUUGCUCUCUGUACUGUGGUGGAUUAAAGAUGUAAGAUCACCCGUGUAAUACCAAUAUGUGCCACAGUGUGGUGCAGUCACAUUCUGAUUCGCAGAGGCAGCCCGGGAAAGAAGACUGAUGUGAAAGCUGUUUGAUACUCUGAGUCUGAUCUCCACGCGCUGUUUUUCUUUUGCUCUCUCC
Messenger RNA from Haplochromis burtoni (Burton's mouthbrooder), 4557 nucleotides. RefSeq names its product golgin A1 (gene golga1). Lineage: Eukaryota; Metazoa; Chordata; Actinopteri; Cichliformes; Cichlidae. Bases 1178 to 3343 code for a protein of 721 amino acids. The transcript has 21 exons. The record is from RefSeq and is a predicted model, not a curated record. Gene Ontology annotation, cellular component: Golgi apparatus.